GAGAGAUACGGGACUAUCGUAGAUCCUCUGGGGAGCCUCAACAACAUCACGAAGCUGACGAGGCAGAGAAGAGUCUCUCCACAUCAGAACAUCUCAAUAAACACCAGCGAAAACCCACAGGGAAGAAACUUCACCGCUGCUCUGACUGUGGGAAGAGUUACUCAAGAUCAGAUUCACUACAACUUCACCUGAGAAUUCACACAGGAGAGAAUUCUCACUGCUGCUCUGACUGUGGGAAGAGAUUCACCUCUUCAGCAGACCUUAAAAAACAUUUGAGAAUCCACACAGGAGAGAAACCUUACAGCUGUGAUCAAUGUGGGAAGAGUUUUACACGUACAAGUAAUCUGAAAACACACCAGAGAACACACACCGCAGAGAAACCCUAUAGCUGUGAUCAAUGUGGGAAGAGUUUUUCUUCGUCUAGCCAUCUGACUACACACCAGAGAACACACACAGGAGAGAAACCUCACCACUGCUUUGACUGUGGAAAGGGUUACUCAAGAUCAGAUUCACUGAAAGUGCACCAGAGAAUUCACACUGGAGAGAAACCUUAUAGCUGUUAUCAAUGUGGGAAGAGUUGUAAUAACACGAACAGCCUGAAAACACACCAGAGAAUUCACACUGGAGAAAAACCUUAUAAUUGUGAUCAGUGUGGGAAGAGUUUUAAUGAUACAAGCAGCCUGAAAACACACCAGAGAAUUCACACUGGAGAUAAACCUUAUAGCUGCUCUGACUGUGGGAAGACCUUUUCAAAAUCAUCUACAUUGCAAUCACACCAGAGAAUUCACACUGGAGAGAAACCUUAUAGCUGCUCUGACUGUGGGAAGACCUUUUCAAAAUUAUAUACAUUACAAUCACACCAGAGAAUACACACAGGAGAGAAACCUUACAGCUGUGAUCAAUGUGCAAAGAGUUUUGUUACAUCUAGCCAUCUGACUAUACACCAGAGAACACACACAGGAGAGAAGCCUUAUAUCUGUGAUCAAUGUGGGAAGAGAUACUCUGGUAAAAGAGCUCUGAUUAAACAUCAGAAAAUACAUGAAGGAGUUGUUUCAUGAUAUCAAUGAAAUUAUGUCACAAUGUAGAAUGUUUUAACAUUGUAGUAGGAGAAUUCUAAUGAUGUCACAAUGUAGAACCCUAAACGUUUGUCCCCUGUUCUAUUGAUUUCAGCAUGAUAUGGAUAUUAUCCUCAGCAGGGGAAAAAUCCAGGUUCUGAAAGAGUCCUAUUUAUGUGAUUUAACAAAACAAAAGUGUUGCAUUAGCGACCCACUUGAAUGAAAAUGCAACAAUUCAAAAUGUAGCUAGCUGUCUACAAAUUGUCCUCUAACCAGUGAUGUACACAUUAUUCCCAGAUUCCGUGUGCUUUUUGAGCUGUUAGUUUUAACAGGACGUGCAACCUCUUCUCCCCCCUCUCGUGCAAUUUAUUUCCAAGUGAUAUCAAUAUGAGUGAUGACGAAUAAGUGUUGCAUUUCUCUUCGUUUUAGGGACCACUAAAUGUAAAUGCAUCACUCCAACAUGUAGCUGACUGUCUUCUGCAGGUUGUCGUCUAACCAGUGAGGUAAAAGAUAUCUCCCAUUUCCAUUUUUAGUUGCGUUAGUUUCAACAGCAAGAAACAAUCUGAUUUCCCCCCUGAUCUAUAUCAGUGAUUUAUUGUUAAUUGACAAAACAAGUGUUUUUGGUGUUUGUGCAGUUAAUAAGGUGUUUAAAAAAUUACAAGUAAUAUGUUUUUGUUGAUAAAACGUUAAAACUGUUUUGACAUGGGGCACCUACCCACCUAGUGUCAUUGAAAAGAAGACAAUGCCCGACGUCCAAUCUACGUUCGGUUUUGGUUGAACGUUGAGAAAAAAUGUAUUUUUCAUAUCGUUUCAACGACUCCACUGGAUCAACCUAAUUUUAACAUUCUUGAGGUUUAUGAACAAUUUGAUUAUCAAUCAUACAUCACUCCUAGUAUUUACACAUACAGUAUUGAUUAUCAAUAAUACAUCACUCCUAGUAUUUAUUAUCAAUAAUACAUCACUCCUAGUAUUUAUUAUCAAUAAUACAUCACUCCUAGUAUUUAUUAUCAAUAAUACAUCACUCCUAGUAUUUAUUAUCAAUAAUACAUCACUCCUAGUAUUUACACACACAGUAUUGAUUAUCAAUAAUACAUCACUCCUAGUAUUUACACACACAGUAUUGAUUAUCAAUAAUACAUCACUCCUAGUAUUUAUUAUCAAUCAUACAUCACUCCUAGUAUUUAUUAUCAAUAAUACAUCACUCCUAGUAUUUAUUAUCAAUCAUACAUCACUCCUAGUAUUUA
This is a messenger RNA of Oncorhynchus masou masou (cherry salmon), 2299 nucleotides long. Its product is annotated as zinc finger protein 239-like. The annotation marks the transcript as partial. The transcript has a single exon. The record is from RefSeq and is a predicted model, not a curated record. NCBI's taxonomy places the organism in Eukaryota, Metazoa, Chordata, Actinopteri, Salmoniformes, Salmonidae.